AUGGAUAUCCCCAUCUUGGAUGUCUCUGCUGCCUUGAGUGAGGAUGACUAUAUGAACUUAGCUGUGGUUAAUGUCUCCGACUCUCAGGCAAUGGAAACGUCUCUUCCGCUACUAGAGGGGCCAGUCCAAGUCUUCAAGGUAGGUGGGGAUGAGAACGAUAUUCGGGACAUCAAUUCGUGGGGUUCUGAGAAGGUGGCUAUCAAGGAGUCUGAAUGGGAUGGAUCGGGAAGCUUCAAGUUCCAGAAACAUAGCUUUACGUUGCUAAGAUGGAAGGUCAACCCCUCUCGUCCAAACUUAGAUGGCGUCGUGGAGGUAACGAAGGCGCUGUCAGGCUGGCGUUCUCAACUCCUUGCAUAG
Penicillium longicatenatum is the source of this 357-nucleotide messenger RNA. RefSeq lists its product as uncharacterized. NCBI's taxonomy places the organism in Eukaryota, Fungi, Ascomycota, Eurotiomycetes, Eurotiales, Aspergillaceae. The record is from RefSeq and is a predicted model, not a curated record. The coding region runs from base 1 to 357 and encodes 118 amino acids. The transcript has a single exon. Gene Ontology annotation, biological process: polysaccharide catabolic process.